This is a messenger RNA of Aspergillus aculeatinus CBS 121060, 1521 nucleotides long. Its product is annotated as MFS transporter. The record is from RefSeq and is a predicted model, not a curated record. The transcript is spliced from 4 exons. Gene Ontology annotation, molecular function: transmembrane transporter activity. Lineage: Eukaryota; Fungi; Ascomycota; Eurotiomycetes; Eurotiales; Aspergillaceae. Gene Ontology annotation, biological process: transmembrane transport. Bases 1 to 1521 code for a protein of 506 amino acids.
AUGACCUGUGCGAAACCUAGCAGACCAACAUCGGGUGGGCUUGAGUCAAGCAACACAACAAGCCACUCUGUCGAUGAUGCCGGAUUUGAAGUCUACUGGGAAACAGAUGAUCAGGAGGACCCGCGCACUUUGUCGGCCGCAUAUAGGGCUUUCAUUGUCGGGGCGGUAUCCGUGUCAAGUGCCUGCGCGAUAUCAUAUUCCACAUCUUAUACCCCAGGUAUUCCAGGGAUCAAAGAAUCCUUUGAGAUCUCAUCGGACACCGUUGUGUUGCUCGGCUUAACUACCUAUAUGCUCGGUCUGGCAUUCGGAUGCCUUGUGUUCGCCUCGUUGUCGGAGCUGUACGGUCGUCGACCGGUGUACCUGAUCACCACCCUCGCCUUCGCCUGCUCGGUGAUACCCGUGGCCCUGGCUCGGAAUAUACAUACCAUUCUUGUCUGCAGAGCACUUGGAGGAUUCUUCGGUAGUGCGACUAUUGCGGGCGGUCCGGGUACAAUCAACGACGUGACCAGCAGAAGGUACCGGGCGCUGGCUUUCAGUCUUUGGAGUCUUGGGGCGAUGACUGGCCCGGUAGUUGGUCCCAUUUUCGGCGGAUUUAUCUACCAGUAUCUUGGCUGGCGCUGGAUCAACUGGAUCAUACUUUGCCGGGCAGGAGUAUCAGAUGUGGCUUUGUUCUUGUUCAAGGAGACAUAUGAGCCUGCGAUACUGCGGGCACGAACCAGAAAGCAACAGGAGCAGACUGGGGACUUGCGAUGGUGGUGUCGCUAUGAUAGCCCCAAAGUGGGAUGGGACCUUGUGCGAAGCCAUCUGGUAAGACCUAUCAUCAUGGCCGUGUGUGAGCCCAUCUGCUUAUUCUGGAACCUCUACGUCGGUGUCAUAUAUGCUACUCUAUUCCUGUGCUUCGUCGGCUACCCGAUUGCCGUCCAAGAGCACCGCGGCUGGCCACCCGGCAUCGCAGGACUAGGCUACUGUGGUAUUGGCACCGGCGUUGUCCUCGCCGUCCUCAGCGAGCCCAUCUUCAUCCGCCGCAUCAUCGCCAGUCACCCGCGGGACCCCUGCACAGGCCGAGUCACGUCCGAGGCCUCCAUCAUUGCCGUCUGCCUCGGGGCCAUUCUCAGCCCCAUGGGUGAAUUCUGGUUCUCGUGGACAGCGGUAGCAACAGGGACCACAACUCAGCCCAUCAGUGCGCCCGCAUACACGCACUGGAUCUAUCCGAUCCUGGCCGGCGUCCCCUUCGGCAUGGGCAACACCCUCAUCUUCAUCUACUCCGCCCAUUACCUGGCGGGGAGCUACCCCAUUUACGCCGCCUCGGCGGUGGCGGGCAACGCGAUGGUUCGGUACGUCUUUGCGGGUGCGCUUCCGUUGGCGGGCCACCGGCUGUAUUCGAGUUUGGGGAUCGCGUGGACGGGCACGGUACUGGGACUGGUGGAGGUGGCGCUGAUUCCGAUCCCGUUGGUGUUCUAUCGGUAUGGGUGGUGGGUUCGGCGGCGCAGUGGGCUGUCGCGGGAGUUGGCGGGAGUGUAA